AUGAACCCCAACAAGGAAGUGUUUGGGGAAGAGAUGAGAGGCCAGCGCUGCGAGGCGGUCAGCAGCAGCCCCCCGCCGCCUCCCUGUGCCCAGAACCCCCUGCACCCCAGCCCGUCCCACUCCGCGUGCAAAGAGCCCGUCGUCUACCCCUGGAUGCGCAAAGUUCACGUGAGCACGGUAAACCCCAAUUACGCCGGCGGGGAGCCCAAGCGCUCGCGGACCGCCUACACCCGCCAGCAGGUCCUGGAGCUGGAGAAGGAGUUUCACUACAACCGCUACCUGACGCGGCGCCGGAGGGUGGAGAUCGCCCACGCGCUCUGCCUCUCCGAGCGCCAGAUCAAGAUCUGGUUCCAGAACCGGCGCAUGAAGUGGAAAAAAGACCACAAGUUGCCCAACACCAAGAUCCGCUCGGGUGGCACCGCAGGCGCAGCCGCAGGGCCCCCCGGCCGGCCCAACGGAGGGCCCCCCGCGCUCUAGUGGCCCCCGCGCGCGCGGGAGCCAUGAACCUGGGGCAGGAGAGGGUGGCGAGCGCCGGGAAUAUGGGGGGGGGGAGAGGCGGGAGGAGACCCUGGGGCCUGGGCCCGGAAAAGCCUUCCUGCUCCCGCCCCCCCCACUUUAUCUAUUUACACGAAUAAACGCAGAGAAGGGGGAGGGGAAGCUUUAUUUAUAGAAACGACAAUAGGGAGCCGGUCGAGGCCCCCCAGAAGCAAAGCUCAAGUCUCUUGCUUUCUUUCUUAAAAAAAAAAAAAGAAGAAGAGGAAGGAAGAAAGAAAAGACAGAAAGAGAAAUAGGAGGAGGCUACACUCCUCGUUUUCAGCUUUGGCGAAGAUGGAUCCACGUUUCAUCUUUAAUCACGCCAGGCCCGGGCCCAUCUGUCUUGUUUACUCUGCCGCGGAGAGGACGGGCCUCGGUGGCGACCAUUACCUCGACACUCGGCUAACAAAUGAGGCCCGGCCGCGCCGCCUCCGCUGCUGCCGCUGCUGGAAGACAGCCUGGAUUUUCUUUCUUUGUCCCCCAUUCCUGACACCCAGCGAAAGCACCCUCUGAGUGCCAGAUAGCGCAGUGUUUUGGCCACGGUAACAAACACGUACAUAUAACGUCCUCCCCCUCCGUGCCCCUUCGCGGGAACACGGACUGCGCGCCCCCUUCCACUGCGGGGCUGGGAAGGGGGGCAGCAGCGAGGGGACAAGUGGAGGCGCGGGUGGCCUUGGCAACGCAGGAGCGGGCAGGGAAAUUGAGUCCAAGAAAGAAAAAAAAAAAAAGAAGUGAGACCCGGGAGGGCCUUCCUCUGGAAGGUCAAGCUGUCCCUGGCAGGGUUGAGGGGCCGCUGAGUUCUGAGAGUUGGGCACAGCCCUCUCGCCAAUCUUAGAGUUGUACAGAGGUGACCUGCUCUCCUAGACUGAAAUUGAAUGUGAAACUAGGGAAUAAAAUGUUGCGCCCCUCCCCGGUCGCGGAGAUGAUGUUACAGAGACCUCUCCCAUAGUUUAUCAUUGUUGCAUUGAUUAUUAUUAUUAUUAUUAUUAAUUAUUAUUAUUUUAUGUCAUGUGUGUUCUUUCUCCUGUUCUCUUCCUGACAUUCCAAACUAGGCCCCCUUCCUAGUUCUGGGGCUGCCUGAGUCUAGAACCCUUCGUUGGAGUGAAAAUUUUGUGUCCUGUACAGAGUGACAAUAGAAAUAAAUGUUUGGUUUCUUGUGACCAGCA
Messenger RNA from Miniopterus natalensis, 1700 nucleotides. RefSeq names its product homeobox B4 (gene HOXB4). The record is from RefSeq and is a predicted model, not a curated record. Gene Ontology annotation, molecular function: DNA-binding transcription factor activity, RNA polymerase II-specific; RNA polymerase II cis-regulatory region sequence-specific DNA binding. Lineage: Eukaryota; Metazoa; Chordata; Mammalia; Chiroptera; Miniopteridae. Gene Ontology annotation, cellular component: nucleus; nucleoplasm. Gene Ontology annotation, biological process: anterior/posterior pattern specification; positive regulation of transcription by RNA polymerase II; embryonic skeletal system morphogenesis.